GGAGGAGUUCUGUCGCGCGUUGUAUGCUGGGGUUUGGUAGUACGUCUUUCGCCAGACUCCGCUAUCAACCGCUUUUACAUCUUUCUCGGCUAAUAACAUGGACGCGGGAUUCUUCCGCGGCACAAGUGCAGAACAGGACAAUCGCUUCAGCAACAAGCAGAAGAAACUUCUAAAGCAACUGAAAUUUGCAGAAUGUCUGGAAAAGAAGGUGGAUAUGACCAAGGUGAACCUGGAGGUCAUCAAACCUUGGAUCACUCAGCGAGUGACGGAGAUCCUGGGGUUCGAGGAUGAUGUCGUCAUAGAAUUCAUUUUUAACCAGCUAGAAGAAAAGCACCCGGACAGUAAGAUGAUGCAGAUCAACCUGACGGGCUUCCUGAAUGGGAAGAAUGCCAGAGAGUUUAUGAGGGACCUGUGGCCUCUGCUGCUCAGUGCCCAGGACAACAUUGCCGGUAUCCCCUCCGCCUUCCUGGAACAGAAGAAAGAGGAGAUCAAACAGAGACAGAUUGAGCAGGAGAAGCUUGCCUCUCUGAAGAAGAUUGAUGAGAAGAAGGAAAACAAAGAUAACAGAGAAAGGGAGAGCCCCAGAAGGAGGAAGUCAAGGUCACAGUCUCCACGGCGACGGUCUCCAGUGAAGCGGGAGAGAAAGCGGAGUCACUCCCGCUCCCCGAGGCGUAAGCCCAGUCCCAGCAGCUCCCCUCCACCAACAGCCCCAGCCGUCACCCUGGUCAGUGUUACAUUGCCCCAGAGCACUGAAGAGCCCCAGCCAGAGCCAGACACCUCUGAGAGCGCCGUACCUGAGCCAGUCAUUCAGGAGGCCUCUUCCACCAGUGAUUUGGUGAAGCCGCACACUGUGGUUGUGGUACCUGACUCUGUGAUGAAGGUCAAAGAACCCUCCCCAGGUAAGGCUUCUAAAAAGGAGGAGAGGCCCAAGCCCAGGGAGAAGGACGGCAGGAGGGACAGGCCCCGUCACCGCUCUCGCUCCCAUUCCCGCAGACGACCUAAAUCGCGCUCCAGAUCUUACUCCCCACGCCGGAGGCCGAGCCCCAGGAGACGGAUGUCCCCUCGUCGUAGGAGCCCCCCCAGACGUGGCCCCCCAGGCCCCAGACACAGGCGCAGUCGCUCCCCUGUCCGCAGGCGGCGCUCUCGCUCCCCAUCAUCUUCUGGGAGCAACUCCUCCACGCCUCGCUCACCUCAGAAGGCCAUGAAGAGAACGUCAACCACACCUCCCAGGAAACAGCCCCGCGGCCACGCAGCUGAUCCCUCCCUCAGCCCCUCCAGGAGAAGAGCCCCCAAUGGUAGCCCCUCUGGGAAGGCCCGACGCUCUGCCUCCCCUCGGGCUAGAAAGGGCCGGUCCUCAGCCUCCCCGUCCAGAUCAGCUGGUUCAAAGAAGAAGCCAGGAUCAAGGAAUGAUUCACUGUCUCCUGUUCCAAAACCCAGGCAUUCUGAGGCAUCGGAAUCAGAGGGCGCUACCGCAGAUCCUGUGCAGCAGCGACGUCAGUAUCGCAGGCAGAAUCGGGAGACGUCUUCAGAUACUGGAUCAUCCUCCUCAUCAGAGGACGAGGGGUCCAAGAGGCCGGGCGGGGGGCCAGCGGCAAGGAACGGGAAUGUCAGGAGGAGGCGCAGUCGCUCCCCCUCCCCCAGGAGACGACACAGGGACUGCUCCCCCCGAAAAAGACGCUCCCUCUCUCCUGGAGGACGUAGAUCUCCCCCACGCCGUCGCAGAUCUCCCUCUCCUCCUCCGAGACGCAGGUCUCCCUCUCCACCUCCUCGCAGACGCUCCCCCUCCCCCAGGCGGUACUCUCCCCCCAUCCAGCGGCGCUACAGCCCUACUCCCCUGGGCCCACAGAAGAGAAGGCUAUCAGGGUCUCCCCCUCCCAAACGCCUUUCCCCGAUGCCCAAGCGCCGUCCCUCCAGGUCCCCGAAGCGCAGGAGUCCCCCUCCCCAAAAGAGACGCACACCUCCCCUCCCCACCUCUCCCCCCCGACACAGGAGGAGCCCCAUGCUCCCAUCCAACCGGCCAGGCCGGGACACUCGCUCCCCCCCUGCUGUUCACAGUAACCGCCUCUCCCCCUCCCCUGCCAACCGUGGUCGGGCCAUGCGUGGGUCCGCUAGUCCUCAGGGGCGCUUUGACUCCUCGGGCACCUCUCCACCUGGCCAGAGGCGCCAGGUGUCCCCCUCACACAGCAACAGGGCAAUCCGCAGGGUGUCCCGGACACCAGAGCCCCGCAAGAACCAGAGAGCCUCUCAGAGCCCCCAGCCUAUGAGGAGAGCGUCAUCAAGGUCCCCGUCUGGUUCUCCUAAACCAGGAGCCUUGAAGCGGCCGGCCCCAGCCUCAGGCUUCCCCUCAUCGGGCUGCUCGGCCAGUGGCUCGCCAUCAGCCCCUCUGGCCAAAAAGGCCAGCAGCGGCUCUGGCAGCCCUUCUCCAAACAAGAAUUCAGACACCGAGGCUGGAGGAAAGAAAAACAAGAAACAUAAGAAGGAGAAGAAACAUAAGAAGGACAAGAAGCACAAGAAACACAAGAAACACAAGAAGGACAAGAGUGGAGUGCCGGUGGCUGCUGGGGAUGGCCAGGAGAACCUGGGGAUGGAAGGGGAUGGAGACUCCGACCUUAAAAAGGAAUCAGACAGUGAAGUAGAAGAGCGUCUGGACGACCUGGAGAAGMACCUGCGAGAGAAGGCACUGCGUUCCAUGAGGAAAGCUGGAAAGCUGUCCCCGCCACUGUCUUGAAGCCCGACCACACCCCUCCCUCCUCCAAAUCUUCCAUACACUUUAUUUUAUUUGUCUUUAACCUGGUUCAGCUUUAGAAUGUACAAAUUGUUUGUUCUUUAGUUUUGUUUUUACAGGUUUGCUCAUCUAUUGACGGAUGUUUUUUAUCAAGCGCUUGAAUUGUCACACGCGAUCUUCCAAUUUAAUUUUUUCCCGUAUCUUUGACCCAAAAUGUGUUAUUACUUAUAUCCAAUGUAGAAGUAUAUUUGUUCGAUCCCUCAAUUUUCAAGAUAGGAUCUUAGAGGGGAAGUCUUUCAUUAUGAAGCUUGCAUUGUACAAGCUUCUACAUCUCUCGUUCUAUAACAUACAAAAUAUUCAACUGUGGUAAUUUAGGAUUGCAUGUGCAGCCAGCGAGUCUCUCCUCUGAUGUGCAUGAAAUGGACUAAACAAAAGCAAAUGCACAGAUUAAAUCUGUCCCUUUUGUCAGCGGGCAUUGUAUGGUGCGGGAAUGCUGUUUGCUCUCUAAAAUGGAUAACAGUUGGAUUUUCCCUUUUUUUGUUAUGUAAUAGAGGUGUUUGACAUUGCAGUAAAUUCUGGCUUUGAAAAAGUCACGUUUUAAAAAGAACUAGACCUUUUUUUCCAUGAUUCUAAUGGUCUCUGACCUCACCAGAGAGCAGGGGUUUGAUUUCCCACAUGGGUUGAUAUGCAGUCAUACUUUGAGUUCAUGCUGGUCCACUCUUUUGCAUUAAGCCGUUCAUUGCUGUGGAAGUGCUAUUUGACUUGUAUUUAAAAACUCCUGCAUUUGUCAUCCUUUCAAAAUUAAAAUAUGUUUUAUAUAAAAACUGA
Molecule: messenger RNA, 3553 nt
Organism: Salvelinus sp. IW2-2015
Lineage: Eukaryota; Metazoa; Chordata; Actinopteri; Salmoniformes; Salmonidae
Product: serine/arginine repetitive matrix protein 1
Biological process (GO): mRNA processing; regulation of mRNA splicing, via spliceosome
Cellular component (GO): spliceosomal complex
Molecular function (GO): RNA binding
Source: RefSeq, a predicted model, not a curated record